CAUCCGGCAAUGAGGUUUCACGCUAUUCCAGGCUCAUUUGCUUAGGCACAGCUAGUGAGCAUUGGCACCUAUUCGGCGUUCAACUUCAUGAUCGCUUUCAAGAAGGUGUUUUACAUGAACUUAUGGCGGAAGCUGCCAGACCCUCAACAUCGCCAAAUCACUUCGUUCUACAGAUCGAUGAGAUCAACCGUCAUCAAUACGGAGCUCAUGACCUUGAUUUCGCAUAGAGAACAACCUAUACGCAUGGCUGACGGCCGUGAUUUAGCCCUCGGUCCCAACGUGCACAUCAUUGCUACGGCGAAUCCCGACACAUCGCUGAGUCUAUCAGCGGGGUCCACUUUCCGGUGGACAGUCGAACAGAUGAACCGAUUCCAUUAUGCAAGAACCGACAAACUUGAUUUCCCGGAUGCGCCUGCUGGAAACGUAAAUGGGUUCGAAGAUAUUCACCGGAAAUACAACGCUUGGUUGAAUGAGCGGCCAUCAGUCAGUCGUCUUAGGUCAUGGAUGGAUGUCGACGGGACAGACUUAAAGCAGAUAUUUGGUCCCACAGACAAUGGGAAUAAUGCAACCUUGACGGGCGGCCAAAGAUCCGAUACCACUACCGAACGCAUCAUGUUCGCACAUCAGACGCUUUCGAGUCUAAAUUUAAAGACUGCAUUUCCUUUUGGUUACUUUGUGGCCAACGCGGCGGACGUCAGACUUUAUGUCAUGAGCGUCCUCCGCACGGUUCAAUCUCAUAUUCUGCCCGUCCUACACCGUGAUAAAGAGCAUGAUGAAUCGGCCCUUAAGUACAAAUAUGUCGAUGCCAUUGAGACAAUGGAAUGGCUUUCAAGACACUUGGAGGAGGUAUUAGAAAUAAUGCUUCCGAAUGAGCAACUGGCAUCAUUUGCCUGGGAGCAACAUGACGAGGUGGCAAAAGCUGGAGCGCUAGGGACCACAAUAUUGGCGGAUGAUUGUGUUCCGUCAUAUCAUAUUUCUGGGUUCAGCCCAGAAACGCUCAGUCAGUUUAUGACUUCCGGUGGGCAAACCCUCGGGGGUCGGAUAGGGUCCGUUCAGGUCCUCAGACGGAGCGUUAUCUUUCUACUAAGCAUCCAAGAAAGGCGCAUCAUUGGCUUGGUUUAUGCCGCUGGGCCCACAGAAAGGGACCCGGAGUCUGUUGCCGCAAUCUAUCCAGCGAACCCUGAAUACGAUCGGGUGCAUGUCCCCAUUUUAGUGCCUUUUGGAAGGCGGCUCAAUGUACCGUUGGAACCAAUAACAGACGUGAGUGCAGAAACUGCUAUUGUUAGUCAUUUGCUUUUCAACUCAAUUAAACAGUGAUGAAUCUAUUUCUUUCGAAGGACUUACCGCCUGACGACAUGCAAGGGACCGGGGCAUUGUUAGACAGUCCAGCGAUGGUCAACUUGGCUAUCGCAAGGUCGGGAGGGUUUCACAAACUCCGCCCUGCUCACGGUCGGAUUUACCACCAACGAUGUCAGGAACAGAUGGAUGGACCAAUUGUGAUAGUCGCUAAUGUGGGGGCCUUGAGGAACGUAGCCUGGGAGUUUACCGAGUGACAAAUCCAUGCCAAAUCUUCUUGCAU
Messenger RNA from Fimicolochytrium jonesii, 1579 nucleotides. RefSeq lists its product as uncharacterized. The transcript is spliced from 3 exons. The record is from RefSeq and is a predicted model, not a curated record. NCBI's taxonomy places the organism in Eukaryota, Fungi, Chytridiomycota, Chytridiomycetes, Spizellomycetales, Powellomycetaceae. Bases 88 to 1317 code for a protein of 409 amino acids.